AUGAACAUUCCGUUGAAUCGACUCAUUCGAACGAGUGGUGGUUUCCAACCCUUUUUAGAAUUUACAUUAUAUUCGUUUCCUCCAUCUACUUGCUCUUGGAGAGUUCGGGCAGCCUUGUAUCAUCAUUUACCAAUGUUAAGCCGAUAUGUUCGUAUCGGAACCGAUCAUCAAGAGGAAAAUAAGAUGAAAAACAACGUCGAUUCAAACAAUUACUGUUUGGAAUUGUAUCAAAAAUUUACAAGUCAUCAUUUGAUCCCUAUUGAUUUAUUUGCAAAGGAAAAUGAAGAGAGUUCGUAUUUGAAGAUUAAUCCAAUGAAACAAGUGCCUGCAUUGGUGGUAAAAGCACUCGAUCGGGAAAAGGUGGAAGAGAAGGACGGAAUUGUACUCACUCAAUCUUUACCUAUUGUCGAGUUUUUGGAUCAUUUGGUGCAAGUGAUUCGUUCGAAUGAUCAAAAGCAUAGUAGUGGUAGUAUCAAUAACAAAGAAACCUCUCAAUAUCCGUUGAGAACAUAUUUAAUUCCCAAAUCUGAUCUAUUUAUUGAAUUUAAAACUCGACAAUUGAGUGAAAUUAUUAAUGCAGGAAUUCAACCCAUGCAAAAUGUUCAGUUAUUAAGAAUGUUACCCAAAGAACUUCGUGGAGAACAAAACAAAAAGUGGAUUGGAGAAUGGCAUCGAAAGGGUCUUCGACAGGUGGAAUUAAUUUUGAAAGAACAAUACGAGUCGAUGGAGAGAAUGGAUGAAUUAGUGCAUUCUGGAAAAACAUUGUAUUCCAUUAGAGAGUGUGCACACUUGACCAUGGCAGAUUUGUGUUUGGUGCCAAGUGUGGAGGCCUCGAUUCAACGAAGUGAUAUUCAUAUGGAAGAGGAAUUUCCAUUCUCAUUUGCAGUUUAUAAUUCUUUGAAGAAUUUAGAUGUUUUUACGCAUACUCGAAAUUAA
Molecule: messenger RNA, 936 nt
Organism: Naegleria lovaniensis
Lineage: Eukaryota; Heterolobosea; Eutetramitea; Acrasida; Naegleriidae
Exons: 1
Coding region: 1-936 (311 amino acids)
Biological process (GO): glutathione metabolic process; L-phenylalanine catabolic process
Molecular function (GO): glutathione transferase activity; maleylacetoacetate isomerase activity
Source: RefSeq, a predicted model, not a curated record